AUGUCUUCUGCCGCGCUGGCCGCUGCCCGGGCGCCGGCUCUGCUCCGGAGCGGCGCCCGACUCCCGCGAACGCUCCCGACUCGUCUCUUCACCACAGCCGCUCUGCGGACGCAGGCCAGGGCUUCAUUGCCGGCCAAGGCUCCCAAGAGGCUGGGCACGAUCUCCGUCUUCCGACCGUACUCCUCGACCACUCAGGCGGCGCCCAACCCCAAGGCCUAUCUCGACAGCGGCGUCAUCAAGCCCAAGGUCAACGUCGAUGUCAAGAAGGUCCUGGUUAUUGGCAGUGGUGGUCUGGCGAUUGGACAGGCCGGUGAAUUCGACUACUCAGGUGCACAAGCUCUGAAGGCCCUCAAAGAGGCCGGCGUCGCGUCCGUCCUCAUCAACCCCAACAUUGCCACUAUCCAAACCAACCAUUCCCUUGCGGACGAGGUGUAUUAUCUGCCCGUCACCCCCGAAUAUGUCAGCUAUGUCAUCGAGCGUGAACGUCCCGAUGGAAUCUAUCUGAGCGGCCAGACUGCUCUCAACCUGGGUGUCCAGAUGCAGCGACUCGGCCUCUUUGAGAAGUACGGCGUCAAGGUCCUCGGAACCAGCGUGAGAACCCUCGAGGUCAGCGAGGAUCGAGAUCUUUUCGCAAAGGCUCUUGAGGAGAUCAACAUUCCCAUCGCCAAGUCAAUUGCUGUCAACACCGUGGAUGAGGCGCUCGAUGCUGCCUCAAAAAUCGGAUAUCCCAUCAUUGUCCGCGCUGCCUAUGCCCUGGGUGGUCUGGGUUCGGGCUUUGCCAACAACGAGGAGGAGCUUCGCAACAUGGCCGCUCGAUCUCUCACUCUUUCUCCUCAGAUCCUGGUCGAGAAGUCCCUCAAGGGCUGGAAGGAAGUGGAGUAUGAGGUUGUCCGAGACGCCAACAACAACUGCAUCACCGUCUGCAACAUGGAGAACUUUGACCCCCUGGGCAUCCAUACCGGUGAUUCAAUUGUCGUCGCGCCUUCCCAGACUCUUUCGGACGAAGAGUAUCACAUGCUUCGUACAGCCGCCAUUAAGAUCGUCCGCCAUCUGGGAGUUGUUGGGGAGUGCAAUGUUCAAUAUGCCUUGCAGCCAGAUGGUCUGGAUUACAGGGUUAUCGAAGUCAACGCCCGUCUUUCUCGAUCUUCUGCCCUUGCUUCUAAGGCUACCGGAUAUCCUCUUGCUUACACCGCGGCCAAGAUCGGCUUGGGACACAGCUUGCCCGAGCUUCCCAACGCUGUGACCAAGACCACCACUGCCAACUUUGAGCCCUCGCUGGACUACAUUGUCACCAAGAUUCCCCGAUGGGAUCUCUCCAAAUUCCAGCACGUGAAGCGAGACAUUGGAAGCGCCAUGAAAUCGGUGGGAGAAGUGAUGGCCAUCGGACGAACUUUUGAAGAGUCUUUCCAGAAGGCCAUCCGGCAGGUUGACCCCAAGUUUGUCGGCUUCCAGGGCGACAAGUUCGAGGACCUCGAUUAUGAGCUCCAAAACCCCACCGAUCGUCGAUGGCUCGCUGUCGGACAGGCCAUGCUGCACGAGAACUACUCUGUUGACAAGGUGCACGAGUUGACCAAGAUUGACAAGUGGUUCCUGUACAAGCUCCAGAACCUUGUUGACUGCACCCGCGAGCUCGAAGCUGCUGGUAGCCUCGAUGCGCUGCAGAAGGAGCAGAUCUUGAAGGCGAAGAAGAUGGGCUUCUCUGACAAGCAAAUCGCGAACGCUGUCAACAGCACUGAGGAUGAAGUCCGAGCCCGUCGUCGCAGCUUCAACAUUCACCCUUGGGUCAAGAAGAUUGAUACCCUGGCUGCGGAAUUCCCUGCUGACACCAACUAUCUUUACACUACUUACAACGGCUCCUCUCACGACGUCACCUUCGAUGAUAAGGGCACUAUUAUUCUCGGCAGUGGUGUCUACCGUAUCGGCAGCUCCGUCGAGUUUGAUUGGUGCGCUGUUGGCGCUACUCAGGCCCUGCGAAAGCUUGGAGAGAAGACCAUCAUGAUCAAUUAUAACCCGGAAACGAUGAGCACCGAUUACGACAGUGCUGAUAGACUCUAUUUCGAUGAGUUGAGCUAUGAGCGUGUCAUGGAUAUUUACGAGCUGGAGGCGGCCCAAGGUGUGGUGGUGUCUGUAGGAGGCCAGCUCCCCCAGAACAUCGCACUGCGCCUGCAGGAAGCUGGCGGCGCUAAAGUUUUGGGAACCGAUCCCAAGGACAUUGACAAGGCUGAGGACCGCCAAAAGUUCUCUGAGAUCCUCGACAGCAUCGGCGUUGAUCAGCCUGCGUGGAAGGAACUCACCUCUGUUGAAGAGGCUGCGCAGUUCGCCGAGCAGGUGGGCUACCCCGUUCUGGUUCGUCCCAGUUACGUCCUGUCUGGAGCUGCCAUGACCGUCAUCCGCAGCAAGGAGGACCUCAAGGAGAAGCUUGAGGCUGCAGCCGAUGUCUCUCCCGACCACCCCGUUGUCAUAACCAAGUUUAUCGAGGGCGCGCAGGAGAUUGAUGUCGAUGGCGUUGCCUCUCAGGGUAACCUGAUCCUUCACGCCGUCAGUGAACACGUUGAACAGGCUGGUGUCCAUUCUGGUGACGCUACCCUGGUCCUGCCCCCCGUCAACCUUGAUGCCAGCACCAUGGAACGCCUCAAGGAGAUUGCUCAGAAGGUCGCCAAGGCAUGGAAGAUCACCGGUCCUUUCAACAUGCAGAUCAUCAAGGCCGACAACCCCGAGGGUGGUGAGCCGCUGCUCAAGGUCAUCGAGUGCAACCUCCGUGCUUCCCGAUCCUUCCCCUUCGUCAGCAAGGUUCUUGGCACCAACUUCAUCGACGUCGCCACCAAGGCUCUCGUUGGCAAGGAUGUCCCUGAGCCUACCGAUGUCAUGACUGUCAAGCGUGACUACGUUGCCACCAAGGUUCCUCAAUUCUCAUGGACUCGACUCGCUGGCGCGGAUCCCUUCCUGGGCGUUGAGAUGGCUUCUACUGGUGAGAUUGCUUGCUUUGGCAAGGACCUCGUUGACGCCUACUGGACUUCCCUGCAGUCCACCAUGAACUUCCGCGUUCCUGAGCCUGGCGAGGGUCUGCUGUUUGGUGGUGAGCUCAACAAGCCUUGGUUGACCCAGGUCGUCGACUACCUGGCCCCUCUCGGCUACACCCUGUACGCCGCCAGCAACGACGUCAAGAAGUUCAUUGAGUCCAGCUCAAAACACAACGUCAAGGUUGAGGUGAUUGAGUUCCCUACCGACGACAAGCGUGCCCUCCGCGAGGUGUUCAAGAAGUACGACAUCCGCGGCGUCUUCAACCUCGCUCUUGCCCGCGGCAAGACCACACAGGACGUCGACUACGUGAUGCGCCGAAAUGCCGUCGACUUUGGCGUGCCCCUCUUCAUGGAGCCCCAGACCGCCAUCCUGUUCGCUCAGUGCAUGAGCGAGAAGCUCCCUCGCCCCGAGGGCAUCCCCUCGGAGGUCCGGGCAUGGUCUGAGUUCAUUGGCGGCAAGCCUCUGUAA
Messenger RNA from Trichoderma reesei QM6a, 3489 nucleotides. RefSeq names its product carbamoyl-phosphate synthase, arginine-specific large chain. Gene Ontology annotation, biological process: L-citrulline biosynthetic process; 'de novo' pyrimidine nucleobase biosynthetic process; UTP biosynthetic process. The record is from RefSeq and is a predicted model, not a curated record. The coding region runs from base 1 to 3489 and encodes 1162 amino acids. The transcript has 5 exons. Gene Ontology annotation, cellular component: cytosol; cytoplasm. Gene Ontology annotation, molecular function: dihydroorotase activity; ATP binding; metal ion binding. Lineage: Eukaryota; Fungi; Ascomycota; Sordariomycetes; Hypocreales; Hypocreaceae.